AUGACCAGCUAUUUCCCCCCAGCUGGGGCCAUUCCCAGUCAUAAUUCGACCAGGACGCCUUCUCCAGCAGCUUCCCCUUUGUCUCCGCCAGCUACGCAACGAUCCAAUGCCUUGACCAACCGUUUGACAAGUGUACUCUCCGCUUCUUAUGCGGAUUCAGACAUACGCGAUGCGCUCGAGACCCUCAGCCUUCGGGGUAUACAUAAUACCCCAGAGGUGCGACGACAACUGCGGCUGGAUGUACAGCAGGAAGUGGUCGAUUGUAACGCGGAGAUUGUGCGGGACUUUGGGAAGGUUGCGGAGCAAUUGAAACGAAUCGGUACGGUGAUUACCAGCCUUAACCAGACAUGCGAAGAAAUGCGAAAGCACAUUGGACUGGCGAGACAAGACACCGCCCCCAUGCUGGAGGAGGCUUCUGCGCUGAUGAACCAGAAGAAGGAGGCCGAGACGAAACAACAGCUGCUUGAUGCCUUUACGAAACAUUUUAUCGUUUCUGAUGAUGACCUUCUGGUCUUGACUUCUAUCGAGGACCCGAUCGAUGAUCAAUUCUUUGACGUGCUUGCCCGUGUGAAGCAGGUGCACCGCGAUUGCGAAGCUUUGCUGGGCGGAGAGAAUCAGCGAUUGGGCCUGGAACUCAUGGAGAAGAGCACAAGGAACCUCAACUCCGCUUACCAAAAGCUGUACAGAUGGAUCCAGAAGGAGUUCAAAUCGCUCAACCUGGAAGAUCCCCGGAUCAGUAGCUCGAUCCGACGGGCGCUGCGGGUACUGGCGGAAAGACCGAGCUUGUUCCACAGUUGUUUGGAUUUCUUCGCAGAGGCGCGUGAUUACACCCUCUCUGAUGCCUUCCAUUACGCUCUUACGGAUGCAGUUUCCGGUGCUGCAGGCGAUAGCAAUGUGAAGCCGAUUGAGUUUUCUGCUCACGACCCUCUGAGGUACAUCGGAGACAUGCUCGCCUGGGUACAUUCGACUACAGUGUCGGAGCGGGAGGCCCUCGAAGCCCUUUUCGUGGCGGAUGGUGAGGAGCUUGCUAGGGGGAUCCAGGCCGGACUCAGUAGUGAGCCUUGGUCUCGUAUCGAGGAGCACGAGGAGGUCGCAUUUGACGGACAAAAGGCCCUUAGCGACCUUGUUAAUCGUGAUCUUAUUGGAGUCUCUCGAGCUUUACGGCAGCGGGUCGAGUUGGUUAUUCAAGGCCACGACGAUCCGGUUACCUGCUACAAGGUCAUCGGUCUACUCUCCUUCUACCGGACGACCUUCUCGAAAUUAUUGGGACCCAAUUCUAACCUAGUAGAAUUGCUGGGAACCCUUGAAAAAUUCACUUUCGGCCACUUCGAGGCUCUUAUGAAAGAUGCAGUCAGCAGUUUGUCAGCCGAUCAUUUAGCCCUGACUCCUUCGGAGGAUCUAUCCACGCCCCAGUUCUUGGUCGAGGCACUUGAAGGCUUGACUUCUCUGAUGAAGACCUAUGAAGCUUCCUUUGUAACCGAUGAUAUGCAGUCCAAGAACGAAAACCGAUUCACUCCUGUUCUCCGUGCCGCAUUUGAUCCGUUCAUGGAAUUGGCGAAAUCCUCAGCAGAGGAGCUGUCUAAUUCCACCGCGCGUGCCAUCUAUCUGACCAAUAUCCAUCUUACGACACGCACGACCAUUUCUGCAUACUCAUUUGCUAGUGUCACACAUUUGAACCCUAUCUCUACGGCCCUUGCUUCCCUCCGGGUGAAUCUGCUAGAGAUCCAAAUUGAUUAUCUUCUAGAUGCCUCAGGCCUUCGGGUCUUGCUCACAGCACUUGAGCCCUUCUCCAAACCAUCAUCAACGAAUGUGGCACCGACUAAAACAGAGAAACAGAACUCCCACCCGCCAGAAAAUCAGCCACAGCAACAACCUAAUUUGGCUGACAUCGCGACUCUUCCAGCCUUCCAGCCUGAAGCUCUGAUCGCGAUCAGCCAGCAACUUGACGAUUUCCUCCCAUCGGCCCUGAUGGACGCCACGGAUAACCUGAAGCGCCUGCGCAGUGCCACAUUUGUCAAGAGCGUGACGGAGGAAGCGGUCGAGGCGUUCUGUCGGGACUUCGAAUUUGUCGAAGGUAUGAUCAUCGGUGCGGACGAGGCAAGAGGCAAGAUCGAUGUUACACGCGUGGACAGGGGGAGUGAGGCAGGCGCUGAGAGCGAGAAGGGCAUGGAGGAGGGAGAGGGUGAGUGGGGAUUGAGAAGACUGUUCCCCAGGACAACGGGCGAGAUCCGGGUAUUGUUGAGUUGA
Molecule: messenger RNA, 2247 nt
Organism: Aspergillus alliaceus
Lineage: Eukaryota; Fungi; Ascomycota; Eurotiomycetes; Eurotiales; Aspergillaceae
Gene: cog6
Product: Golgi transport complex subunit COG6
Exons: 2
Coding region: 1-2247 (748 amino acids)
Biological process (GO): intra-Golgi vesicle-mediated transport
Cellular component (GO): COG complex
Source: RefSeq, a predicted model, not a curated record